UCGAGCCGUUGCCAUGGGAGACGCGGCAGCGCUCGUGCUCUGCUGUGUCUCGCGUUCAGCUCAAGAUUGUAACUGUCCGUUACAAUCACGGGAAAUCAGGAAGAUUUUAAUAUUCAGACGGAUGAUUUUAUGAUUCAUACGGAUACGAAAUACGGGACACGAAACCUUCAUUUCGACUCGCACGGGUUUAAAGUCUCUAUGGAGUUUUGAAUCAGACGGAGAUUAGAGAUGCCCAGAGCGUCUCAUCUCCUCCUGCACUCAGUGAAAUUAACCCGUAAUCCCCUCAGUGACCUGCUGCUCUUCCUGUGUAACACCUUGGAUAACACGAGCUGAAGGACUCUGACUCACGGCCCGGUCCAGCACGAGGCCAGUGUGACAGGACACUUCUGCUGGAGUCCAGCUCCGCUUACUACACAGGAGGAACAUUAAUACUCACCUGAGGAUCUGAAUGUUUACUCAUCACUGUAUCCAGCAUGGCUGACGCCUGGAUUAAACGGCCUGUGGAACAACUCCAGGAAUUAUCCUUGUCAUCUUUUGGUUCUUUAUGGAGCAGCCAGAAGUGAGAUGGAAUUUCCUCCAUAUAAUCGGCGUGGAAUAAUCUCCAUGUCAGACGUCUGCUGAAGAGAUUCGUAUGGCGGAGGGUUGUGGUAGCGCUGUGUGCUGAUAUAUUCCGGAUCGCUACAGAUAUGCUCCAAACCAAUAACUACUCGCUGGUGCUGCUGAUCCAGCUGGCACUGCUGACCUUUGACCUGUUUGUCAACUCCUUCAGUGAACUGCUGCGGGCCGCCCCGGUCAUACAGCUCGUGCUGUUCAUAAUCCAGGACAUUGGCAUCCUGUUUAACGUGAUCAUCAUUCUUCUCAUGAUGUUUAACACAUACGUGUUCCAGGUGGGGCUGGUGUCCCUGUUACUGGAGCGAUUCAGAGCGCUGCUGAUACUGUCUGCUCUCUACCUGACGCUCAGCAUCUGCUUUCACUGCUGGGUCAUGAACUUGAGGUGGAUGGAGUCCAAUCGUUUCGUGUGGACGGACGGUCUGCAGGUUCUCUUUGUGUUCCAGAGACUAGCUGCUGUGCUGUAUUACUACUUCUACAAACGCACAACCGAGUACCUGGGAGACCCCAGACUUUACGAGGAUUCCCCGUGGCUCCGUGACGCAUUCGCUAGAGCGCGACAGUGAGACUGAAGAAACAAAACGAAUGGAACCCAAGGGAUGUUAACAUUGUGUGAAACAAUCAAAAAACUCAACCAAAGCAUUUCAAGAAACAAAACGGAUGGACUCAGUCAGAGCCUCGCUACCUUAAAACAAACCUCUGAAUUGUAGAAAGGAGCCAAGAUGACUUCCAUGGAGCACAAGGGCAAAUGGGGAGAUCUCAUUUUGCGUUUUAAAUCACAGAUCACCUGAACCUGAUGUCUGAAGAUGUCUGUAUCAUAGCAAAUGAUCUUACUGUCAUCACCAGGUGUAAAGCUAAAUUUUUACAGUGACUUUCCAUAAAUGGCUUCUUACCUGUUGCAUCAACAUCUUGUUGUAGUAGCAUGUACUAAAUUUUCUUUUUAUAUUGUUUUGGAUCACUGCUGGAGCAGCGUUUGAUUGUACAGUCGAACCACAAGUGGUUUCGUUCACUUCAGAUUGCCUUUGAAAAGAUGAGUGGAAUUUGGUCUGAAGGAUCGUCAUACUGGAGUUGUUUUUUGUAUACUGUACCAGUUUUUUUUGUAAAAAUUUUCAUAAAAAUCCUCCAAACUUGUUUUCAGUAAAUUGUCUACGUAGCAUCAACAAAGUGCCUCACUGUUCACCCAACACUACGCAAAGUGAGUAAACAGCAGAGCGUCAGUGCACUUGUUAUGCUGUAAUCUGUGUCUGCUAAUAAACAUUUUCCAUUGGA
Molecule: messenger RNA, 1878 nt
Organism: Ctenopharyngodon idella (grass carp)
Lineage: Eukaryota; Metazoa; Chordata; Actinopteri; Cypriniformes; Xenocyprididae
Gene: tmem138
Product: transmembrane protein 138
Exons: 6
Coding region: 687-1175 (162 amino acids)
Cellular component (GO): cilium
Source: RefSeq, a predicted model, not a curated record